Molecule: messenger RNA, 5548 nt
Organism: Podarcis lilfordi (Lilford's wall lizard)
Lineage: Eukaryota; Metazoa; Chordata; Lepidosauria; Squamata; Lacertidae
Source: the annotation of a GenBank genome assembly
CGGGAGAAAGAGGAGGGAUCGCGCUUGCGCACUUCCCUCGGAACGCAGGUAAGGAAAGAGGGGAUCUCCUGGGACCCGCGAAUCCUUCGGCGGGAUUAGGUGAAGGCGAGCCUUGGUUAGAGAAGAGCCCAAAUUUCAAAGGUCCUCCGGAAGACCCGCCCUUCGCCGCGGCAGUCUGGGGCGUUGAGCGGGAUCCGCUGUGAUGCUUCUGUCUGGGGUGUUUUUUUGGGGUUGUCGCCAUCCCGUUUUUCGAGCUGGGGCGGGGUGCCUGCUGUCCAAAAGAGAAAUGGAUCCCGAUAUUGGGGGAUGAGAGAAGCGGGGAGGGGGCGUGCCGGAUCCUUGAAGCGAUCCUUACCCAAUGCAUUAAAAAAGAAAUAACUUUUGCAAGCGUUUGUGUGUGCAGACAAAUGCUCCCUCGUUGGAUCAGCAACAGCGAUGGCAGACGCAGGCGGAAGAGCAGUGCAGAUUUGGAGGGGGGGAGUGUGGGGAGUCAGACAGCUGCCUCCCUCCCUCCAAGCCUAACAGUGCGUGUGGGGAGGGGGGGUCUGAUCUCGAUCUCUCUUUCUCCCGCCUCCCUUCCAAUUUAUUAUGAUGGAGGAGAGUGGGAAGGUCAAGCCGCGGUUGCCACUGAACUGGGAAGAAAGUUGCCGCGCAGCAGCAGUGAAGGGCGCCGGGGUAGCGCUGGUCCAAAGAGCCAAAAUCCUGUGUUUUGGUAUUUUUCUUAUUUUCCCAUACAAACACACACACACAAAUAAAAAAAACAUGGGCGUAGCCAGGAUUUAUUUAAGGGGGGGUGGGCAGGGUUUAUGUUGGGCGGGGGGCGGAACCAAGCUAUUUGCGAUGCAAUUGGUCAGUUAAGCACUUUUAUUUAUUUACUUGAUUUAGGCUGGGAUUGAUUUACUUGAUUUAGGCACACAAACCCAGUACUGGAACUUGGUAUUGCUUCUUGAUCACAAGACAUCAGGGGUUGAGGAGUCCCUCUCUGGGGACAGGAUCAAUUCCUCACCUUCCCCCCUGGCAUCUCUUUAAACGGCCUAAGGUCCUGCCAGCGCUGAGGGAGAUUGUAGCCUACCCACCGCCUGCCUUGACACACUCCUGGAGAAAUAGGAAGGGGAAGCUUCCCGCUUCCUGUUCCUUCUGGAAUCAUCGCUCCAUCCCCUGUACCCUAUAUGUUGUAACUGAGCCAAAAAGUAGGCAUAGCGGAAAUAAUCACGCAAUCUUCCUCUUCCUGCUUCUUAUAACCAACUCGCUGGCUCCCAUUUCCUCUGUUGAUGGCCGUGUCUGUAUUUAAGUGCCUCCAGACUCUGUGUGUGUCACAGGAGGGGUUCCUGCGUAAAUUUAGGUACACUGUUGUCCUGGUGCAAGAAACCCCGCUUAAAAAUGAAUAAAAAUAGAUCUUCUGCGGUUAGGGAACUGACAGUGUAAUGCACUGAGAAGUGUGGGGUGAGCAAAUGAUGAAUGGGAAGGCAUGUAAACACACCAGGAGUAAAUCAGGAUGAAUGCUCUUUGUUGUGUAAGUGCCCCAUAAGUAAAUCCAAAGGAAAGCACAGUAAAUAGUUAGCCGCAGGGUAAAGCAAAUCAGGAAGGCUGCUGAAUUGUCCACAGGAAGCGUUAGACUGUAAGCCUCUUCUGCAAAUGCAGCUAACUUGAUGUUGCUAGGCUACGGUUCUCAUCACUCCCAGCCAGCAUGCCCAGUGGUCAGGGGUUAUGGGAAUCCAACAACAUCUGGAGGAGACAGUGCUACAUAAGGCCUCAUUCUCCUUGUCAUCAGUGUGUAGAAGGCGUCAGUCUGGUUCACACAUAACAUUAAACCUUAAUUUGUGGAACUGUGUUUUAUUACAUGAUGGUGUGGCAUUAGAUGUGAACCAUGUCCUAUGGCUUAACUAUGGUUUCUUUAUUGCCAUCAAGCCAUCAUCCAAAGCCACAGCUUGUUGGCUUAUAAAUCUUGGCUUGUUUUAAUUAUGACUUGAUGCAUGUUUGUUUUUGGUUUUUUGGUUGUAAUUCAGAAAAGUGAACAAGGAAUAAAAAAAAUUUAAGAAAGCAAAGGUAUGGGGCAAGAGUAGCUGGAAAAUAAAGCAAACUGGAGAAGCAAACUGGUUUGUUUGAUCAUCUGUGAGACAACUUGUGGUUUGUGAAACAAACCGUGGCUUAGCAUUAAGACAGACCGAUAUGCUCCUUUAUAAUGUGUUUUUGCUAACAUUUUACCAUAUGCUGUCCACACCAGUGGGCAAAGUUGGAUGAGAAGUAGCCAGGUUUCACCUUGAUAUACCAUUGCCCACAUAAUUUGUUUUACAGCAGAAGUGUGCAAUUCUUAGACUCACAGAAUUGUAGAGUUGGGUCAUCUAGGACUCAUCUACAUUAGUAAAAAAAACUGCUAUGAAUGCGUUAUAAACAUGCAACACUAGAUGGUGCUGUAGAGCAAAAAAUUAUCUUCGCGAUUUUCCAUUGUGAGGUUCCCCCCCCCCUUUUUUUUGUUAUAAUGAUUUAAUUUCUGACUUAUAUAUUGCGGGGGGUUUUCCCCUUUGUGUAGCUGCACCCCUGUUUUAACCCACUGCAAUGCAGGAAUCUCAACUGAAGCAUCCAUGACAGAAGGUCACCCAACCUCUGCUCAAAAACCUCCUUCGUUCAACAUUGCUCCUGUGACUUCCAACACCGUUCUACGCCUUGCGCAGCAUGGAAACUCAUGUGUUGCUCCAGCUGCUGAAGUUACACCUUGAGGUGUUGGUUGCGGUGCUCCACUCAGCCAUCAGCCGAUGCAACGCCUAUCUUAUGAGUAUCAGAAGGCGGCAGAGGAGGAGAGUGCUGAUAGGGCGGGUGAUUCAGAACCACAUCUUGAGGACUAGGCGUAUCAUUCAGAGGAGGAAGAGCUGCAGACAUAUGGUUCCUAUCGUCACCUUGUUGGAAAGCGGGCCGAAAUUGCGGCGCUGGUGGGUCUGCCCCACCAAGCAGCAUUGGUGGGAGCGUUCCAUGCUGGGGACCCGGGACGACGAAACGUGGAUUGAGAGCUUCCAGAUGAGCAGGGGGACCCUCUUCGAAAUUGCGGAUGUCCUCCGACCCCAGCUCCAGAGGCAGAGAACUAUCAUGCGGGAAGCCAUCCCCGUCGAGAAGCGGGUCGCUAUCGCCGUGUGGUGGCUUUCUAAUCUGAAGUGCUACCGCGAAGUUGCUGCUCAGUUUGGAGUCGGGAGGUCGACGGUGGGAGAGAUCGUUCUGGAGGUGUGCUUUGCCAUCAAGCACCUGCUCGUCCAGAAGACAAUCUAUUUGGGCGACUACUGGAAGGUAAAGAUUUUUUAAAAUGUGUUUUUAAAAAAGUUGCUGCAGUUUCACAGGUUCAAACUAACACUGCUGUGCCACACUGCUGCAUUUUCUGGAGGGUGUGUGAGUGUGUUGAGUUGCACAAUGCAAAGGAAAAAGAGCUAUAGAUAGAUAGAUAGAUAGAUAGAUAGAUAGAUGAUAGAUAGAUAAUUUUUCUGUUUUACAAUUUCAAAUACUCAUUUUACAUCCUUAAGAUAUCAACGACUUCCCUUUUUCUCUUUCCACGCUUCAUUUUACAUAUCUUAAAUCCCUGUAUACUUUAACAAAAACUAUACCAAUCAGUAUUCCAUUACUGCAUCCAUCAAAACUUAUUUAUUGCAUCCGUCAAAACUUACUGUUGAAUUUAUCUUAACGCUGCCAGCGUUUUCAGCUAUACAGUGGUACCUCGGAUUGCAUACGCUUCAGGUUACAUACACUUCAGGUUACAGACUGCGCUAACCCAGAAAUAGUACGUCGGGUUAAGAACUUUGCUUCGAGAUGAGAACAGAAAUUAUGCUCCAACGGCAGCAGGAGGUGCCAUUAGCUAAAGUGGUGCUUCAGGUUAAGAACAGUUUCAGGUUAAGAACGGACCUCCAGAACGAAUUAAGUACUUAACCCGAGGUACCACUGUACACUAUUAUUUUCCAUAUAUUCAAUAAACGUUUUCCAAUCUUCUUUAAACGUAUGUUUAUAGUUAUAGCUAAAAAGUUGGACAGAUGGCAAGAAUAAGAUCGAUAGCGUAAGAACAUUUGCUAAUUGAUAUUAUUCUUGCCAUCUGUCCAACCUUUUACCUUUAACUAUAUGCGGCAAUUGCCAUUGUAUCUGUGGGCACUUAUGGAGCAGUCAGUGUAGCAAAAUGUUCCCUGGGCAGCUUACUAUCAUCAUCACCAUCAUCAUCAUCCCACCUUUUCCUCAGACUGGGACUCAAUUCAGCUUACAGAUAAUAUAGUUAUACAGAUAAAACUUCAAUGUACAUUAAUAAAACUAAUAUAAGCAUGAAAACAUAACAGUUGCGGUGUCAGAAUACCACUUGCUGAAAUCCUAUUGCCAUGUUUUAUAUUAUGUGGAAGAGAUUUCCCAUACAAAACGACUGAAUUGUUCGAAACUGCAUGGAUUGAUGCAGUGGGACAGAAUAAUUUGGGAACAUGGGGCAGAAACUCACAUAUAUUUGCAUUGUAGUUUAUAUGGAAUGUACCUGUUUCCUGAACAGUGUUUUACUGUUUUGCACUUGCAAUGCAAAAUUAGUAAAAAAUACUUACACAGCACAAAAAAGAACACAGCUUGCUACUAUGCCAUAUUACUGUGACUUUUUUUUGACGUGGUGGGUGUGCCGCGUGGACAUUUUUGGGGUGAAAUUGUUGGCACAACCACAAAACAACCGUUUUUAAAUUUACUACUUCUUUGUUGCCGCUUACAGAUCAUGGAUGGUUUCAGGAAGAUGGGAUUCCCUCACUGCGUUGGCGCGAUGGACUUGACGCAUCUGUCCAUAAUAGCCGCUACGGGUCCGGGAGACGAGUGCAACAAGCCAAAGAACUUCUGUUCCAUUCUGCUUCAAGGGACAACCGACCACACCGGCCGUUUUACUAACAUCGAAGUGGGAUGGAGCGGGAAGAAACACGACGACGUGCAGAUCUUCCGCAAAUCUGCGCUGUGCCAGGCUAUGGACGAGGGCACCUUUGUCCCAGGGAACCCCACUAUCAACAUACAGGGUGUGGAAAUCCCACCUCUAAUACUCGCCCAUAGCACCUACCCUAUGCGGAAGUGGCUCAUGAAGCCCUACGGAGGCCCCUUGGACCAGAGGAAGACCAUCUACAAUAGGACCUUCAACCACUGCCACAGCGUGGUCCAGCAGGCCUUUGGCAGGCUCAAGGCAAGGUGGCGUUGCCUCACUGCGAGGCUGCCAGUAGCAGAGGAGAACGUUUUGGCGGUGGUCACCGCGUGUGUCGUGCUGCACAAUAUUUGUGAGACCAAGGGGCAUGCUGUUCCCGAAGGUGUGGACAUCUCUGAGCACGUACUGUUGGCAGCAUAUAACGAGGACUGUCAUUCCUACGAAACCAGCAGUGAGUCGGGAGGCGAGGAGGUGCGCAAUGCCAUCUCACGUUACCUGGCAGGAAAUACUGAAUGCUGAGAUCUGGACUUUGCAUUUCUGUGUGUUUGGCAUUUAUUUUGUAAAUAUAAUUGCCUUGGUUAUGCUGAUGCGUUUCAUUUGUGUGUACGCCAUCUACACUCGUUGAGUAAAGCUCAGGUUAAUGAAGCC